UCAGCUCAGCUAUGAGUAACUGCUUUGUGACUCUGGUUGAGAUUCUGAAGGAGAGGGCAGGCCCUCUCGGGGAGGAUGAAAUCUGGGCUUUGUUACAACAGGCCACCGAAGUCUUGCAGAAGACGACAGCACAAGAUGCUGUCCAUGUUACCAUGAGCUACAUUAUCUGCCCCUGGUCGAUGCUCCUGUCAUCCACUGGUGCUUUAUCUUUCCGAAGCAAUCUUUCAGGUGCGGAGAUUUACACCUUUACUGCACCUGAAGUGCUCCAGGGGCGAGGAUCCAACUCACAGCUGGGUACACCCGAGAUGCACGUGUACUCAUUGGGAAUGACUCUGUACUGGGCAGCAGACUACCAGCUUCUUGAAUCACAGCCAAUCCAGCUCAGUGACCUAUUGAACCAGCUACUCCUGAGCAUGUGUGAGGACCUGGCCCACAAGAGGGUGCCAUUGGAAACCAUUCUGGACAUCUGCAAAACCCACCAGCAAAGCUCAGGGCUCCCCCCGGCAGACAUGCACCUAAGGAGACUCGUCAAAGAGGUCCUUGGAAGCAAAGCAGAGCCGAAGCAGACACAGCACGAGGACAGCAACUCGACCCAACUUGACCGGAGCCUCGUGAUCAGGGAGAGGCUGCAUCGUAAAACACUCCCCGAAAUGCCAGCUGUGAUACGCAGGCAGAGCAAUCGCCGAGGGAGCUGGCAUCAGCAAGCAGGCUGGACAGUGCAAAACAGGAGUUCCAGUGCCUAUCAGCUCUGCACAGACAGGUCUGCAAGUGGUAGUCUAAGCACCAACUCUAACGAGAUCCAGCAGGAGAGCGAGUGCGGGUCUCUGCCGAGAUGUGGGCCUCAUCUGCAAACUCAAACCUUGAGUGACGGAGUGAAUUCGGCUCAGAGAUAUGUGCCCGCCAUCAGUGCACUGCACAGAAAAGGGAAGCAUUUAGGACCAGAGUUCAUCAGAAUGGCUGGAGAUCCUGCAGUUCCUCUGGAUUUGCCUGGCUCCAUCGUGAGUAAGAAAGGCAAAGUGCACCUGUUGCCCAGAGAACUCAGUGUGGUCAUGCCCAGCGGGCAGUGCCUGGAAAUCAAGUGCGAUGCCAAGUCAAAGGGCAGCGACGUGUUCAAUAUGGUCGUGGCCUACACUAACCUGGUGGAACAUUUCUACUUUGGACUCGCUUACCUGAAAGAGAAGGAGUUCUUCUUCAUUGACCACGAAACCAAGCUGCACAAGGUGGCACCGGACGGGUGGAAGGAUCAGUCAAAGAGGAAGUCGAUAAUCGUCAACUUCACGCUUUUCCUCAGGAUAAAGUUCUUUGUCGAGAACUUCAGCCUAAUUCAGCACGGCCUCACCAGACAUCAGUACUACCUGCAGCUGAGGAAAGACAUCCUGGAGGAGCGUCUGUACUGCAGCGAGGAGACCUCACUACAGCUCGGCGCCCUGGCUCUCCAGGCGGAGUAUGGAGACUAUGUGCCAGAGGUGCACAUCAAGAACAAAUUCCAGAUUGAGCACUAUAUCCCUUCCAGUGUCAUGGAAAAAAUGGCUAUUACCUGCGUAAAGGAGGAGCUGCCCAGACUUCAUGCCACUUACUUUGGUCUGUCUGAGGAAGAGGCAGAGCUGGAGUAUCUGAAGGUUACUCAGCAGCUCUCGGAGUAUGGUGUGCUAUUCCAUCGUGUGGCCCGGGACAAGAAGGUGGCAGGGGGAGAAAUUGUGCUGGGGAUCUGCGCCAAGGGAAUAAUGGUGUACGAGGUGAAGAACACGACCAGAAUUGCCAGCCUACGCUUUCAGUGGCGUGAAACCGAAAGGAUCAGCUUCAAUAGGAAAAAGUUCACUGUACAGAGCAGUUCAGAUGGAAAGAAGCACAUCUUUAUCACGGACAGCGCCAGAACCUGCGAAUACCUCAUUGAGCUGUGCUCAGCCCAGCACAAGUUCCAGAUGCAGAUGAACUCCCGGCAACUGAGCCAAGCGGCCUUCACUGCUGAGGGGCAGAUCUUUACAUACAACGAUUUAACCUCAACGAGAUACGCUCAGCGAAGACGCUUUGAAGAGAUGCGUAAAGUGUCCCGUUCAGAGACCACAUUGAACCGUUCCAUCUUUGAUGGCCUAUCAGUUGGGGCAUUGAGCAAAUCCUGUGAUAACCUCAUUUCAGAUGUAAUGGAUCCCGACCCUCCCCACGGACACACAUGGAGCACAGCCGGUGGCGCCUCUCAGUCAGAAAUUCUCCCAGCCUUACAAGAGAAGUUCCGAGGUUUGGAAUUACAGUACGCAAUCUCAGGUCAAAGCGCGGGAGCCGGCACGCUCAACGAACGAGUAGACAGCAGCCCGACUCUGCCCGAGAGAGAGAUCAUCUUUGUGAAACUGAAGAAAGAUCCUCAAGUUGGCUUUGGGUUUGUCAUCGUCGGAGGUGAGAGCACGGGGAAAUUAGAUCUGGGUAUUUUCAUUGCGUCAGUGAUCCCGGGAGGACCCGCGGAAAAGGAGGGACACAUCAAAACAGGGAGCCGUCUGAUCUCCAUCAACAGCGUGAGCCUGGAGGGAGUGACUUUCAGAACGGCAGCGGACAUUCUGCAGAAUUCCCCUGACGAGGUGGCACUCAUCAUUUCUCAGUCCAAAGAUACGGUUGAUACCGUGAGUGGAGACACUGAAAAAGCUACCAUCGCUGAUUUGCAUGAAGAAUACACACACAACAAUGAAUUGUCUGACGCUGAGCAAAAAAUGAGCCACGAUCAGGUGGAGCCUGAGAUAACGGAGCCCAAGACUCUUAAGAUCGAAUCACCAUGUCCCCAGGCCAGUGCGUUGGAUGCACAGAUAAGUGCUGGCUCCCAGAACAGGUGUCAGACACCAACAAAAGCAAAGGACCAACACACAGGGGAGAAAUACUGUGUAGAGUUGGUGAAAAUAGACAACAGCCUCGGUGUUAAUGUCACAGGCGGGGUGAACACCAGCGUGAAGCAGGGUGGGAUAUACAUAAAGGCUAUCAUUCCUGGAGGAGCAGCUGACAUUGAUAAUCAAAUUAGGAAAGGGGAUCGCCUGCUGGAGGUGGAUGGGAUCAGUCUGCAGGGAAUCACUCAUAAGCAGGCCAUCGAGUGCUUGAAGAACACCGGGCAGGUGGUGAGGUUGGUGUUGGAGAGAGGACAGCAGCCGGCAGCAACUGGGAGCAACACUCCAGAAAGCGAACAGGAGCUCGUACUCACUGUCACAAGCCAAUGGAACGAAGAUGAAUAUCCUGAGGUUUCCAAAGCAACAACCUUGCCUAUCAUUCCCAAGGACGACGACUUCACAACAGAUGCAGGUACCACGUUCGAGGUGAGGCUGAGGAAGAACUCGGGAGGCUUGGGGUUCAGUUUCCUGCAGAUGACAUAUCCGAACAUCGAGGACCCGGGAGGCGGAGGUUUGGUGAGAAUAAAAAAGCUGUUUCCCGGGCAACCAGCGGAGGAGAGUGGUCAGAUUAAGGUUGGGGAUGUCAUUCUCGCAGUCAACGGAGCAGUAGUGCAGGGUCUAUCGUAUCAGGAAGUCCUUCACUUACUGCGAGGAGCACCAUCUGAAGUAGCCAUCACCAUGCACAGACCAGCACCAGGAACCCUUCCUGAAAUCGACCCCAAUCGAAUGACUCCAGCUGCUUCUCCGAUCAAGGAACAUUCUGUACUGUGUUCACCUGAUUCACAGCUGGACAAGACUGUGACAGAGCCAGAGGCAAAGACUUACCUGAACCAGGAGGUGAAAGACCAGCUAAAUGGCUCAACUGAGCAGCGUCAGUGUGAUCUCAGUGAACCUGGGAGUGACGAAAGUGAGGAGGCUGAGGACUACAUCUCUCGUUCAGAGAGCUACCCUCCUGAAGAGUACCAGAACUUUGAAGACAUUCCACUCAUUGAGAUGAAUCUGGCUCUGAUCACUGCUCUGGCUAAUGACCUGAGGCAGAACUGUUACUCAUCCUGCGAUGUAAAAGUCGAUGAAAACCUUCAGAACAGUACGUUAGGUGACUACAAUGGCCCAGCAUCAGCAGUCUACUAUCACAAGCCCCAAGUGGCUUCUCCAACAUCGCUGGAUGAAGAGUACCUGAACAUCAGCAGUGCCUCAGUCUCCUCAAACUUCUCUUGUGAUAGUACUGAGAUUCAGCUGCCUUACAGAUUCAGCCCACAGCCCCAGGCCUCAUGGGAGAACACCAGCAACAAGUCUGAGUGGGAGGAUGUGGAGGAAAUGGAACAGGAAUUGGAUCCUCAAGCAAGAGUGAUGAAUGAAGAUGAGGAAGAGCCUAAGCAAUCCAAAACCCAGGAGUUUGAGAUGUUUGUGACUCUGAAGAAAAACAAGAAAGGCAGCCUAGGCUUCACGAUGGUUCGCAGUAAACUGGACAAUUGCUACUACAUCAGAGAUGUCCUGGAUAAUCCCGCCAAGGGCGACGGGAGACUGAGGGCUGGUGACAAGCUGAUAACGGUAAAUGGCUUCGAUGUUACAAACGUCUCGCACGAGGACGCCAUUGACCUGCUUAGAUCCGUUCCUGAUAAAUUGACCCUCAUGGUUGGCCGAGCUGCCCAGAACCUGCUUCUACCACCACCUUUGGACAAGAUUCCAGAUAUUGUCAUCCAGAGAGGUCCGAACGGCCAGUUGGGUCUGAAGUUAACGGGGGGGAUAGGCAGUAAAUGGCAAGGCGUUUACGUGCUGCAAAUCGUGCCAAAUUCUCCGGCCAGUGCAGAAGGAAGCCUGCAACCCAACGACAGGAUCUGUUACAUCUGCGGCUUGUGCACCAUGGGCAUGAGCUUGGACGACGCAGUGAGGAUCUGCGAGUCCGAGAACAAGCAAAUCAAGUUCAAAGCCACCAGGGAUGAUAAACCAGUGAUACCGAAAGGAAGAUCGAGCGGCUCCAGUGAACGUAAGCUGCCAUUAAGGCUGCCCGUGAUGGAGAGCCAAGCCCAGGUUGAAUGCAAAAAGAAAACAACUCUGGAUGGUAACAAGUCUCGAGAGGAGCGUGAGCAAUCUGAGAGUCGUUUCGAAUCAAUUUCACACAGUAAGAACAGCGUAAUCCAAAUUGACCUGGACAAACCACCGAAGGGGAGUCUGGGCUUUGCGCUGGUGGGUGGUAACGAGGGAAGCGCUCUGCGUGUGAAGGCGAUUAGCCCCAGCGGCGUGGCACACCGCGAUGGAAGACUGCAAAUCGGAGAUUCUCUCCUGCAGGUGAACGGAGAGAAUCUACUCGGCCUGUCUCACAGCCGGGCUGUUGAGAUUCUGUGCAGUGCUCAAGGUAACGUGCGGUUGAUUAUAAGCCGGGAUCUGUCCAGCCACAAGAAAGAUAAUCACCCUGAAAUGAAAUCUUCCUUCAAAAGAGCAGAUAAAGCAACACGGCAACAAAGCGAAGGGCGAAAUGGAGGAGCUGGAGAUUGCAGUGAGUGGUCUGGGAUCAAUACUUUUCAUCUGAAGCUCCGUACUCAGGGGCAAAGCAAGAUAUCCAGCCUCCACUGCUCAAAUGGCCUGAACAACAACAGCGACAGCUCAUCAUCCUCAGUCAGCCAUGAGCAGGUAGCACAGCACCAGUCAGCAGGACAGCCUCAAGCUGACAAGCCAGAGAACGGACGAGGCAUUAAGGAAGAUUAUAAUUCCGAUGGCUGGAGCAGCGAUGAUGACCCUCCUCGCUCUUCUUGCAGAGCAACCGCACCACCUACAGGUAGACCUGUAGUGACUGAGGAGGAGCUGAUGAGCCUGUCAGUGGUGACCCCUCCAGAAGGCAGUCAGUACUCUGGAAGCAGCCUCAAGGUGCUCAUUGAAACCCUCCGACAACAGCUGGAAGAGCAACAGCCACUCAAAGAAUUCAUGGCUUUGGAACAUCUGCAACCGAUUGAUGACUGUCUGGUGGGAAAAGCUCCGGAAAACAGGGAAAAGAACAGAUACAGAGAUAUCCUUCCCUAUGAUGAAACUCGUGUCCACAUUGGUGACCACGACUAUAUCAACGCCAGCUACAUCCAGAUGCCAGUUGGUGCCACAAAGCGUUUAUACAUUGCUUGCCAGGGCCCUCUGCCAGGCACAACAAGUGACUUCUGGCAAAUGAUCUGGGAGAGCAAAGCCACACUCAUUGCUAUGAUGACCCGUGAACACGAGAGGGGAAAGGUAAAAUGUCACCGAUACUGGCCUGACACAGCCUCACAGCCAAUGAUGGUCGGCAAGUAUCAGCUGAGGCUAGAAAAUGACCAAGCACUGGAUUCCUUCAACGUGAAGUCCUUGAAGUUGGUUGACAAUGAGACCGGAGAAGCACGUGACAUUAAACACCUACAUUUUGUAACGUGGUCCGACCACGGCACUCCUCAGUCUUCAGAGCAACUUGUGCGGUUCAUUCUGUACAUGAGGCACGUCCACCGCUUGGGGCCAGUGGUAGUUCACUGCAGUGCAGGGAUUGGAAGAGCUGGAGUGCUCAUCUGUACAGAUGUGCUAUUAAGCCUGAUUGACAAAAAUCUCAGUUUUGAGAUCAUGGCUAUCGUGAGGGAAAUGAGGAAACAGCGUCAUGGAAUGAUACAAACCAAGGAUCAGUACCUGUUCUGCUACAAAGUGGUGUUGGAAAUUCUACAGAGCCUUCAACGACCUGACCAGCGGUAAUGGGGGAGACUCCAGAGCGAAGGCGAUGCUCUGAAGGGUGCAGAGAGGUCGUGUUGCACUCAAUGAAAGGCCACGCUAGAAAGGACCCUUGAUCGAGGAAGGAACCGUACGCACUCUCCCAGGAGGAAGAAACAAUGCUGGGAUUUCGGCAUCCAGCUCUCAGUCAGAACUUAAGGAACGAGAACGGCAGCCACGUCGUGCACAGCAUCACACGGGUUGAGCAGCUCGCGAACACUGAACUCAUUUACAAAAAUAGCCCUUUAAGUCGGUGCGCUCCGUGCAAACAUUAAUCAAAGUUCCUGCAUAUUCCGCUAAUUCAAUAACAGUUCCCACACUUUGUGCGACACUGAGCUAAAUACAGCUGAAGUGUUCAUGUCUGAAAUAGGCUGAUCACAUGCACUGUGCUCACUGAAGGUUUCCCAUGCGUACGUAGUCCCUCAAUAUAAAUUGUUGUAACUGACACUUAAAAUUCUGUGAAUUUUAAAGCUUUAAUCGGGUACAUUUUUGCGUCAAGAGUUUUGAGGGCGGAUUUUAUGCGAUUUAUUUGCACAGACAGUGAUUCCUUGAUGCACUGCAUUAAUCCUAAUGCAGCUCAAUGCGUCGCUCACUGCUUUCAACAAUCUCCUCUCUAACGAAUGCUUCCAAUCACCUCUCCAUUCUUCCCACCAUUGUACACUGUACAAACAGCAAGUUGCUCUAAUUUGAAACGAGUGCCAUCUUACAUUGAAAUCACUGAACAAAAACAGUAUGGCAAUUUAUCAUGGUUUGGUGGUGGGGGGUAUUAACAUGAGGAUAUAUCGGAAUGACGUGUAUUCCAUCAGCUAAUGUUUGUAAUAUAGGCACUAAAAUACAACAAACUCAUUAGCUUUACCACUUUCAGCAACAAUUUAUCACAGCGGAGUCUUAAUUUGCGCUAUUUCUCAAGGGUUUCCUAAACAAUAAAUUAGCAUCUCACAAGUGGGGGCUCUGAUGAGGAUAUCAUCAGAUAUCUGAGGAGAUUUCUUGAUAAGGAAUCCCAUUAAGAAAUACCGCAGUUUAGACCUGUUUUUUGUAGGAACUACUUUUACAAAAUUUACCAGUAUUAUAUUUAUAAUAUGAUGCAGAAUGCUGGAUAAUAUUCAAGAGACUUACAGAUUUAACACAAGUUUGCUUGUUUGAAUACUCAAUAUCUAUGUGAUUAAUGAGUUUCCGCCACUGGUACUUGUAAAGUUCUGUUAUUCCCUUUUGUACUUUUGACGGUUUGUAACACAUGACAAGAAUUAAAUAAGUAUCUU
Callorhinchus milii (elephant shark) is the source of this 7837-nucleotide messenger RNA. RefSeq names its product protein tyrosine phosphatase non-receptor type 20 (gene ptpn20). The record is from RefSeq and is a predicted model, not a curated record. The coding region runs from base 12 to 6563 and encodes 2183 amino acids. Gene Ontology annotation, cellular component: cytoskeleton. Gene Ontology annotation, molecular function: protein tyrosine phosphatase activity; protein binding. Gene Ontology annotation, biological process: protein dephosphorylation. NCBI's taxonomy places the organism in Eukaryota, Metazoa, Chordata, Chondrichthyes, Chimaeriformes, Callorhinchidae. The transcript is spliced from 45 exons.